This is a messenger RNA of Pelobates fuscus (common spadefoot toad), 1873 nucleotides long. It is a transcript of the gene BLZF1, whose product is annotated as basic leucine zipper nuclear factor 1. The transcript is spliced from 7 exons. Gene Ontology annotation, biological process: Golgi to plasma membrane protein transport; Golgi organization. The coding region runs from base 104 to 1294 and encodes 396 amino acids. Gene Ontology annotation, cellular component: Golgi membrane. NCBI's taxonomy places the organism in Eukaryota, Metazoa, Chordata, Amphibia, Anura, Pelobatidae. The record is from RefSeq and is a predicted model, not a curated record.
GUGCUGGUGCUGGUGUUGGUUUCGGUGAGCUGGGGGAGAGCAGACCAGCUGUGAAGAGGGAGCGAGUGUGAUCUCAGCUGCCUUCAACAACAAAACAUUAGAAAUGUCAUCUGUUCUAGAGACAAUGGGAACAGUGGUGGUUUCACCACCGAUACGUGGAACUGGAGAUGGAAUGGAGACAGAGGUGCCGUUAAAAUCUGUGGAGAUAAAGUCUCCUUUCCCCAAGGUCACGCACAGCCCAAAACGAAAAACUGUGCCCGUUCCAUCAUUAAGCCCAGGUGUUCUUCAGCUUGGUAAAAUUCAAGGUGACAAAGCAGUAGAAAUUGAAGCUGUAAGAAUUGUGGUACCUAAAUCCUCUAUAACCCAUGCACUUGGAGCUAAACAUACAAAACAUUUGGAGUCUAAUGGGCACAGUAUAGCAGACGUAGCCGAUGGUGCAACUGACCCUUGGAAGCAACUCUCUGAACUUAAAAGUGCUUUUGAAAAGCUGAAGAAUUCUGAGAAGAGGUUACUUCAAGAUAAAGAAGGUCUUUCUAAUCAGCUGAGAGUUCAGACAGAGGUUAAUCGAGAGUUGAAGAAGUUGCUUAUAGCAUCUGUUGGAGAUGAUCUUCAGUAUCACUUUGAACGCAUAGCUCGAGAGAAGAACCAACUUAUAUUGGAAAAUGAAGCCUUGGGAAGGAACACUGCUCAGCUUUCAGAACAGCUGGAGCGAAUGUCCAUACAGUGUGAUGUGUGGCGCAGCAAGUUCUUAGCCAGCAGGGUGAUGGCUGACGAAUUAACCAAUGUAAAGACAAAUUUGCAGAGACAAAACAGGGAUGCCCAAAGUGCACUUCAGGAUUUAUUAAGUGAAAGGGAACAAUUUCGCCAGGGAGUGUGUGAAACACAAAAGUUGUUGGAAGAGUUGCUGGUCUCCUUGCAGUGGGGGAGACAACAGACUUACUUCCCAGGAGCUCAGCCUCACACCACAGCAGAGCUGGUUGCUGCAAGUCUCAAACUGGCAACAGCAGUGAAAUCACAUCUUAUUGGAACUACUGGCUCUGACAGUCCCAAACAGACACCUACACCAACAGAGUUUUCUAGCACGCCAGCUGAGAAAAUGGCAGAAAUGGUAUUGAGAGUUUUGGACCCAAUUGCCUGUACUGAAACUUCACCGGACAUUUCGUUCCCAGAGUCCCCAUCUUCAUCCAUUUUGGCUGCAAAGAAAAAUAUUGGACGAUUUCAUCCAUACACAAGAUACGAAAACAUAACUUUCAAUUGCUGCAAUAAAUGCAGCGGUGAAUUAAUUGUCUUGUGAGGUCAUAAGGAAUCCUAAUCAUUCCUUAACAUCAGUGUUUUCAGUGGUAUGAGUAUGCACAAUUUACAGAGCGGAGGACUUCAUCUGAAUCUCUUUCUUAAAACGCCUGACCUCAUGAUAAAGUGACUAAAAAGUACAUUGUUUGAAUUAAUAUUGACUUUCAAAGUCUGCAAAGCAUUAUCAGGAAAUUUAUAUUUUAGUUUCAGCAGAAUACCACUUUAAAUACUUGAAUCUGUGGAACUGGCAUAUUACUUUUACAGUUUCACUUCUUUCAGGAUUUGUUACAGUAUUUUUGAGGAGAAAAUUUAAAUGCUAUUUAAAUAGGAACAUUUCUAUAAAAGAAAGUCCCCGUUCUAUGUACUGAUUAUUUUCGGCUAUUAUUUUUUGUUGUUUUCAGACUAACUUUCAUCAUUAUCACGUUUUAUUGAAACAUGAAAACAGGGGUGUGCAAUUCCUAUUGCCUGACGCCAUGAACAUGUAGUUCCAGGCACCGGGCAGUCAGGCUUUUUUUUUUUUUUAUUACUUUAGCCCUGCCGUGAGCAUGCAGCAAGGCUGCUGCAAAGGGGGACAGGCCAGGCC